Molecule: messenger RNA, 1331 nt
Organism: Theobroma cacao (cacao)
Lineage: Eukaryota; Viridiplantae; Streptophyta; Magnoliopsida; Malvales; Malvaceae
Product: cyclin-D1-1-like
Source: RefSeq, a predicted model, not a curated record
AAUCCGACAGCUUUCUUCCACUGCAUAAAUUUCCUGAACUAUUACUUGAAAAGAGAGUGAAGAAACAAUCAUAUUUUAGUUUCUAUCAGUUCACCACCACAAACAAAAAUUCAAUGGCUCUGUCCCUUAACCUUCCAAGUCUUCCCAAUUUGUACUGCAAUGAAGCAGCAAGCGAAAUUGUCUCCUUGGAAGCUGAUGUUGAUGAUUGUGGAAGCGUUACUUUUGCAUCGUCACAUUCCUUCAUGGACUAUGACGCUGAUUCUUUAAUUAAUAUGUUCGAUUCAGAGGUUGAUCAAAUGCUGGAAUCUAAGGUUGUUUCAAGAUUUUAUGAUCUUCCUGCUAUUGUGACUGCUCGUCAAGAGGCACUCCAAUGGAUUUUAAAGGUGCACUCUUUCUACAGGUUUAGGCCUGAAACUGCUUAUCUUUCUAUAAACUACUUGGACCGUUUCCUCUCAGCUCGAGCUUUGCCGCAGGGGAAAGGGUGGCCUAUGCAGCUUUUAUCAGUAGCAUGCGUUUCUCUAGCAGCAAAAAUGGAGGAAACAACCGUUCCCUUUCUCCUAGACUUGCAAAUACUUAAACCCAGAUUCUUGUUUAAGCCCAAAACAGUCCAAAGAAUGGAGCUUUUGGUCAUGAACGCUCUAAAAUGGCGAUUGCGAACCAUUACUCCUUUCGAUUUUGUACAUUAUUUCAUUUCAGGGAUUUCAUGUAUCCAUAAAACCCAACAAAACAGCCUGUCUCACGUUUUUUCCUGUGCCUCUGAUCUCAUAAUUGAUACAUGUAAAGCAGCCAUUGAUUCCUUGGAUUACCCUCCAUCAGCAAUUGCAGCCGCCGUGGCACUAUGGCUGACUGAUCACAGAGUUGAUAACCAGAGUUUGGGUUUCUUGCAUAAUAGAGUGAACAAGGAGAUUGUGAAGAAGAUUUACAACACCAUUCAGAGAAAAAUUUCUGGUUUGCCUCGUAUCAAUCAUAAAAAAUUGGAGUCACUGCCACCAAGUCCCACCGGUGUGCUCGAUGCUGCUAUCUAAGAAAGCUGCAAGAUUGGCAACAAGGAUAUGAACUCAAGCAAUAAGUCAAUUGCCACAUAUAUAGGCGCUGAGAGCUUGAAAUGUUUGAUUAAGUUACUGAUAAAGGAGAGAAAAAGUGUUUUGGUUUGUAAUUCUAUGCAAUUCUUUACAAAGUGUCCAUGAUUUCCUUUUUCCUUCCUUUUUCUUUCUUUCUUUUUUGGUGUGUUAUUUGCCAAUGGCAAGUGAUUGUGAUUUGUGAGGAAGUUUUUUUACAGAUUUGAUUUUCCCUUGAUGGGUUUCGUAUUUUCAUAUGAAAUAUCUUUGUCA